Molecule: messenger RNA, 2292 nt
Organism: Amphibalanus amphitrite
Lineage: Eukaryota; Metazoa; Arthropoda; Thecostraca; Balanomorpha; Balanidae
Product: protein adenylyltransferase SelO-like
Exons: 4
Coding region: 106-1662 (518 amino acids)
Source: RefSeq, a predicted model, not a curated record
GCAGCAGUGUGCGGUGCCCGUGAACACCCCUCUGGCCAAUUCAAUAUCUCAACUCAAUCUAUAAAUGGAGACUGAAGGCUGCAGAACAGGCUGAAUAAAAACAAAAUGAAAGCUUUGAAGUGGGCCCAGAAGACAUACCUGAAGUUCCCAAUAGAUCCAGUGAAGGAAAACUUUGUGAGACCUAAUGUCAAGGGAGCCAUAUUCUCUGCUGCAUCUCCUACACCACUGAAGGAGACCAGCCUUGCUUGUUUCUCCUCUGAUGUUUUCAAGAAGAUACUGCAGCUGGAUCCAGCAAUGUCCAGCGAUAAAACAUUGAUAGACGUUCUGUCAGGGAACAGAGAGGUGCCAGGAUCUAUGUCUUUGGCCCACAGAUAUGGUGGACAUCAGUUUGGCAACUGGGCUGGUCAGCUAGGUGAUGGCAGAGCUCAUCUCAUUGGAGAAUGCACAGACAGGGCUGGAGAGAGAUGGGAGUUGCAGCUGAAGGGGUCUGGGAAGACACCCUACUCGCGGUUCGCCGAUGGCAGGGCUGUUGUGCGAUCCUCAGUGAGGGAGUUUCUUUGCUCAGAGGCCAUGCAUCAUCUAGGCGUUCCGACGUCUCGCGCCGGAGCUCUGGUGGUCUCAGACGACACCCUACUGCGGGACCCGUUCUACGAUGGUCGCCCGCGGCGGGAGCGCGCCGCCGUACUGCUCCGCCUCGCACCCUGCUGGUUCCGUUUCGGCUCUCUGCAGAUGCUGGCCGCUGACGGCGAUGAAGGGAGUCUGCGCCUACUGGCUGAUUUUGUUUGUGAGCGGUACUACACGGAGGCGGCGGCUAGAGAGGGUGGUCGCCGCUACAGCCGGCUCGUGGAGGACGUGGGCCGACGCACCGCGCGUCUCAUCGCCGCCUGGGAGAGCGUCGGCUUCACCCACGGCGUGAUGAAUACGGACAACAUGAGCCUGCUGGGACUGACGAUCGACUACGGGCCGUUCGGGUUCCUCGACCGGUACGACCCCAACUUUAUAUCCAACUCGUCUGACUCGUACGGAGUGUACCGGUUCGCCCACCAGGCGCGCGUCGGUCAGUGGAACCUGUGCCGACUCUGGGAGGCGCUCAUGCCCGUCAUACCAGAGGAGGAGCAUGGCCACAUAGAGCGCGUUCUGCAGGUUUACGUGCAAGAAUAUGAGACUCACCGUGCUGAACUGCUGUCUCGGAAGCUCGGCCUCAACCGGAGCACGUCUGCGGUGAAGUUGGCCGAUCGCCUCCUGGAGCUGAUGUUGGCGGCUCGGGCUGACUUCACGAUGACGUUCCGUCAGCUGGGUGACGUGUCUCUGGAGGCGCUCGAGGCCGGCCGGGUGGAGGGCCUCUGGGCGCUCCCGUCUCUGACCGCUGCCAACGGCUGGUCGGACUGGCUGACAGACCUACGGACAGAGAUGGACCGUCAGGGGCUGUCCGACACCCAGCGAAGGGCCACCGCUGCCGGCGCCAACCCGCGGUACAUCCUCCGCAACUGGCUGGCACACGAGGCGGCCGAGGCGGCGGAGCGGGGCGAGUUCGAGCCUCUCCGUCAGCUACACACGGUCCUCAGCAGACCGUUCACUGAACAGCCAGUAGCCGAGGAGGCGGGGUACGCCAAACCGCCGCCCGACUGGGCCUGUACGCUCAGGGUCAGCUGCUCCAGCUAGCUGCGAGUCGUCUGAGGGCCUGCAGUUACGGUGAGGAAUAUGAAUGCAGUUACUGUGAGGUAAGCAAUAUGCGAAACUUUCCUGGCCAGUGCUGGUUGGAAGGACUGGGAAGGGCUGGGGCUGUUGCUCUGUUAGUGCUAUGAGAUCGUACCGCAUCACAAGUGCGGGAAUGUUACACUUAGGCGCUGUCCGCUGUGAUGAGGCUCAUUUGCACGCAUAUUUGUUUAUGUCCAGUGUUAUGCAAAGCGUUGAAGCUCGUACGCUUGUAUAUCGUAAUUUAUUGUGCCCGAUGGGUGCGUUUUUGUCGAUAAGUUUAGAAGUCGUAAGAAAUGGAGCGUAAUCGCAGACUCCCGUUACUACUAGUGUCAAAUCAAAGGUGCUGUAAAACCGAGAUACUUUUGCAUCCGUGCAAUGGCUCAGUACAUUUUGAGCAUUUCGAUAGGUUUGUCCUCAACUGACGCUCGACCUCAAAUAUGUAGAAAUGGAGGUUUGAAGGAGUGGGGUACUGACGUUUACUGUUUGUGUCCAGUCACCGUGCAAUAUAUUUUGUAUAAGCGGAAACAAUUGCAGAUGCGAUGUAUACAAUUAUAAAGCUUUAAAGUGUUUGGAUUACAUGGGAAAUUUGAUGCA